Messenger RNA from Anoplopoma fimbria (sablefish), 2318 nucleotides. It is a transcript of the gene iqcb1, whose product is annotated as IQ motif containing B1. Gene Ontology annotation, molecular function: calmodulin binding. Lineage: Eukaryota; Metazoa; Chordata; Actinopteri; Perciformes; Anoplopomatidae. The coding region runs from base 117 to 1919 and encodes 600 amino acids. The transcript has 14 exons. Gene Ontology annotation, cellular component: cilium. Gene Ontology annotation, biological process: cilium assembly. The record is from RefSeq and is a predicted model, not a curated record.
AAGAGGAGUGAGGAAGAGGAGUGAGGAAGAGGAGCAGCUGAGUGAGGAAGAGGAGCAGCUGAGUGAAGAAGAGGAGUGAGGAAGAGGAGCAGCUGAGUGAGGAAGAGGAGCAGGUGAUGGAGGAAGAGGAGCAGCUGAGGGAGAUGAAGAGGCAGCUGGAGGAUGAAGAGCUGAACCCGGAGCAGAGAGUCGGCCUGCUGAACGUCGGCCUGAGCGAGGUUCUGAACUCGGCGGCGCUGCAGAGCGACUCCAGUGUUUUGUCUGCUGUGAAGUCUAACUUGUAUCUGAGCGGCGUCCUGAGUCACUGCGUCCUCCUCCUGUCUCCGGAUCCCAGAAUGCCGCGGGGCAACUGGGGUGCCGUCGCCGCGCUCGCCCAGCUCACCAGCUCCUGUAGUGUGGGGGUGGAUCCUGGUAGACGCUCCCAGGCCUUUCAUAGGCUGUUCCUGCCGUCACUCAUGGACGGCCUCCUCUCAUUGGCCAGUCAGCUGAUGAGGCGGGCCGAGUGCAUGUCUCUCUUCAGGAAGGUGAUGGAGUCGGUGGGCUGGCUGCUCAGGUCUCACACCCGUCUCACCUCACAGGUUCUCAGCUCGGUCCACUACGAGCACAUCCAGAUGUGUGAUGAUGUCACUGUGUCUCUACUCUGCGUCCAGAUGUGGAUUCAAACCUGCACAGCCAGCAGGGACUUCCUGUCUGAGUUGAGCGAUGACUCCGUCCUGUUGCUGCUCAACGAGGCCGUCGGCCAAUUAGCCGUCAGCUCUGACUCCUCGGUGGGCGGGGCCUCCGUCAGACUGAUCCUCCUCAUGGCCAAUCAGCAGGAGCUCCGGGUCCAGCCCCUCCUCCUCGGCUUCAGAGGUCUGGACAGCCUAUUGGUCAAAGACUGGAAGGGGCGGGGCUUCGACCAGGAGGUGGAUCAGCUGAUUGAACUCCUCCAAUCUGACACAAGGGGGCUACCACAGGCGUGUACUGAGCGUGUGCGGGCGGCGUGUGUGAUCCAGGCGGCCUGGAGGUCGUAUCAGACCAGACGGAGGGUGAAGAGUCUGAAAGGAGCCGUCAGCAUGCUGCAGAGGAGAUACAGGGCUCGGAGGAGGAGGCAGCAGCAGCAGAAGGAGGCGCAGCGAUGGGAGGAGGAGUUGAAGUAUCAGGUGUGUGUGAGGCGUCAUCAGGCGAGGAGGGAGUUCCACCAGAAACAGAGACGACUGCUGCAGCUACUUCCUCCUGACCAGGUGCAGCCGUACCUGCAGGAGUGUGAGCGGCGUGCGGCCGUGGUGAUCCAGAGCGUCUGGAGAGGCUUCAGAGAGAGACGACACUACAACAACAACAACUACACACUGAGACACACACACACACAGCAGCAAGCCGCCAGGACGCUGCAGAGAGCGGUGCGUCGCUUUCUGCAGCGAAGGCGUGCAGCGCUGGUCCCGCCCACCACGUCGUUCUGGAUUGGUCAGAACGGCUUGACGGACAGCCGGAGGGCGGAGCUAAAGAGACAGGUGGAGGACCACGUCUCUGGACAUCCUUCGUCCCAUGUGACCCGUGAGGAGUGUGAGCGUCUCCACGAGGAGGUGCAGCUGCUUCUGCUGUCGGAGCUGCAGAGAGGAGACCAGAGGAGGAGGGAGGAGCAGCGGGUGGAGGCUCUGCUGGCUCACACACACACACAGCUGGAGCUGCUCCGAGAAGCCCCGCCCCUCUCUGUCGUCACGACAACGGACGCAGACUCCUUCCUCAGCCCGUCGGGUCCCAUUGCCGCCCGCGCCCGAGACUCCCACAAUGCAGCACUGCAGGCCAGCCGGCUGCCCUGGUGGAGAACGCUGGGGGAGACGGCAGGUGACGUUGAUGUGUUUAGCCCCGCCCACCUGCAGGAGCUGGAGGCGGAGCUUGGAGGACUGUUUGUAGGGGGGGUGGACGGACUAAACCUUUAAGCUGAAGGCCUUAACCUUUAACCUUUAAGCUGUUUUUUAUUUUUGACUUCUUUCUGCAACAUGCGAGUGUCAAUAGAAACACUUUCAUAUAUUUUAAGAGUAUUAAAUAAUAUUUUACACUUUCUACAAGUUUUUGUAUCAUCCCACUCGUACACGACUCCGAUGAGACAGAAGUUCUCUUUUGUUUUACUUUCAUAGCCACCUUGUUUCUACAAUGACCUGCUUCAACCACUAGAGAGAGCCAGAGACUGAGGAGGGGGGCGCUUGUUUUCCUCCCCAGGCUGUUUAACAUCAGUACACAUGUUGUUCCUCCUCAGUCAUACUUGUCAUGAUUCCCCUCCACAUAAAACUACUAAAUUAAAAGUUCUCAGUAGUUUUUCUUAUGUUCCGUGUCGCUCC